AUGCCUACCAGGAAGAAGCAACAGGAGAUGAAGGGCCAGAAGCUCGACACUGAACCGCCGAUGUUCUCAAGCAAUAUCGCUGGUAUCAUGGCCCUUUCCCCGCAGACCAAGUAUGAGAGCGGCAACUUCAACUCCGAGUUCACCACUGGCGGCGACACCUUCCCCAUCGAGCGCUUGAAUAUCACCGACAAGGUUCUGGACCAGUCUGACAAGUCGCUGAACCGCAAACUGUGGGAGUCGUUCCCUGUCAACAAGCACCUAGACGACAUCAAGAAGAUGGGCCAGGAGGCCAUGGUGCACACGGCCAUGGCGAUGCACAUGGGCAAUGCCAACAUUGCCGAGCUCCUCCCCGUCCACGCCAGGGACCAGCGCGCGCAGCUGUUCAUCAUUAUCUACGGCGUCUGCUCCUUCAUUGAGGGGGAGCAGGGCUCGCUCCUCGCCUCGGUCAUGCAAGACAUUGCCAUGCGCAAAGCCAAGAAUCGCAUCGACCCCAUCGCGACCGUCGUCGCUGAAGUCGAGGCGAAGAAGGACGAGGCAAAUGACCUAUUCCGCAGCAUCAACCUCGCACCCAACAAGGACCGUCGCACUGUCGACGCUCUUAUUGCCUACAUUCGUGCCCUUCUUGCUCUCGCUCCCUGGUACGCUUCUCCACUGGUCUUCUCAGGCAAGCAAGCUUUCGACUUCGGCAUUGCUCAGCUGCAGUCCGCGCUGCUCCUCAACAUCGCCAUCGCGUGCCAAUACCUCGGCGAUGCCGACCCCCGCUUCUACCGCAAGGCAAUGCAGUUUGCGUCCCUCAUCAUCGAGAUGCGCUACGUCAAGCACAAGACGCUCAUGAAGGCUAUCCAGAUUCUCAACUCGAACCGCAACGAGCUCUGCAGAAUCGUUGGCGAGUCUCCCGGCGCCAUGCCCCGCAUCGUGCAGGAGACUUUGACGAAGAUGGAGGCCAAGGCGGCCGAUGGGUGGGCGCACGAGAACUGCCGCACGGCGAAGCACGAGGGGUGCAUGUAG
Trichosporon asahii var. asahii CBS 2479 is the source of this 1008-nucleotide messenger RNA. RefSeq lists its product as uncharacterized. Bases 1 to 1008 code for a protein of 335 amino acids. Lineage: Eukaryota; Fungi; Basidiomycota; Tremellomycetes; Trichosporonales; Trichosporonaceae. The transcript has a single exon. The record is from RefSeq and is a predicted model, not a curated record.